This is a messenger RNA of Antechinus flavipes (yellow-footed antechinus), 3955 nucleotides long. RefSeq names its product zinc finger protein 665-like. NCBI's taxonomy places the organism in Eukaryota, Metazoa, Chordata, Mammalia, Dasyuromorphia, Dasyuridae. Bases 136 to 3147 code for a protein of 1003 amino acids. Gene Ontology annotation, biological process: regulation of transcription by RNA polymerase II. Gene Ontology annotation, molecular function: DNA-binding transcription factor activity, RNA polymerase II-specific; RNA polymerase II cis-regulatory region sequence-specific DNA binding. The transcript is spliced from 5 exons. The record is from RefSeq and is a predicted model, not a curated record.
CGCACCUCUGACUCCCUGACCCGGAGAAGGUAAAGCCAGCGUCGAACCGGCUCCUCGCUCCCGGUUCCCUGCUUCCUGUUCCGUCGGAGGCACCAAGCUCAGCCCUGUAAAGACCCUGCUCUUCCCCGGCAGCAGAUGGAGGCCGAGGAGGGCCCGACUUCUGGCUGCCUCAUGGCCGCCUUUCAGGAGCCGGUGACCUUCCGGGACGUGGCCGUGGACUUCACCUGGGAGGAGUGGAGGGUCCUGGAGCCGGCGCAGAGGGCCCUGCACAGGGACGUGAUGCUGGAGACCUUCCAGAACCUGGUCUCUGUGGGGAUUCCUGUUUCCAGACUAGAUGUGAUCUCCCUGUUGGAGAAGCCAGAAGGAACCCGGAGUCCCGAGAACAGAGACUCCAAUGGGUCUCGUCAAGAUUCCCUUAGCAAUGAGAUCAAAUUUGAAACAAGGAGCUCAAGUCUGAUGCAGAACAUUUCUGUAGAAGCAUCGUCCAAGAAGAUACUACUGAGGGACACAGCCUGGAACUGCAAGAUGAAGAAAUCUGAGGAACAUGAUGUAGUUUUAGAAAAGCCAAAGGAUAUCCUUGAGAGAAGAUUCAGACAAAUAGCAGUCACUCCUAGAACAGCUUUUAAUAAAGGAAGUGGAUCUCAGAGUAAUAUAUUUGGGAGAAGAUUUAGCUUUGGACCUGUCCUUGUUUCACUGUGGAGAGGAAUAAUGGGGAGUAGUCUCUAUAAAUAUAAGACACUUGGAAAGCAUGUCAAAGACUUUCCUGCCCUAAGUACUUGUAAUACAUUUUCCUUAGGGAAGAACUUUUUAAAGUAUAUCAAAUGCAAGAAGCCCUUUAGGUACCACUCAGACCUAAUUAAAUUUCAUAGAAUACAUGCUGGAGAAAAGCAGCGUAAACAAAGAAAAUGUGCCAAAGUCGUUGGCACAAGGGCAAAUCUUAUUGAUUGUCAGAACAGAGGCAAACAUGAAUAUAAGCAACAUGAGAAAGCCUUCCGCUACAAAGGAUGCUUGAUUAAACCUAAAAGUAUCCAUAUUAGAGAGGAAUCUUUUGAAUGUAAUGAAUUGGGAAAAGUCUUCAGGGAGAAGGAACAUAUUGCUCAUUUGGGAAUUCAGACCGGAGUGAAACCCUUUGAAUGUAACAAAUGUGGGAAAGUCUUCAGUGAGAGGGGAAGCUUUAAUAAACAUCAGAGAAUUCAUACUGGAGAGAAGCCAUUUGAAUGUAAUGAAUGUGGGAAGACUUUCAGUGAGAGGGGAAACUUCAAUGUGCACCAGAGAAUUCAUACUGGGGAGAAACCUUUUGAAUGUAAUGAAUGUGGAAAAGCUUUUAGACGAAAGGGAAACCUUAUUCUCCAUCGGAGGAUUCAUACUGGGGAGAAACCUUUUAAAUGUAAUGAAUGUGGGAAAGCUUUCAGCCGGAAGGGAAGUGUUAUUCUCCAUCAGAGGAUUCAUACAGGAGAGAAACCCUUUCCAUGUAAUGAAUGUGGGAAAGCUUUCAGUAGGCAGGAAGGCCUCCAUAGACAUCAAAGAAUUCAUACCGGAGAGAAACCCUUUCUGUGUAAUGAAUGUGGGAAAACCUUUCGAGGUAGAGGACAUUUUGUUGAGCAUCAGAGAACUCAUACUGGAGAGAAACCUUUUCUCUGCAAUGAAUGUGGAGAGGCUUUCAGUACAAAAGGAAGCCUCAAUAGACAUCAAAGUACUCAUACUGGAAAGAAACCCUUUGCCUGUAAUGAAUGUGGUAAAACUUUUAGUACAAGGGGAAGCCUCAGUAGCCAUCAAAGCGUUCAUACCAGACAGAAACCUUUUUCAUGUGAUGAAUGUCGGGAAGCUUUUAGUACAAGGGGAAAUCUCAAUAGACACCAAAGAAUUCAUACUGAAGAGAAAACCUUUCCAUGUAAUGAAUGUGGGGAAGCUUUCACUGAGCUGGGAAGCCUCAAUAGUCAUCAAAGAAUUCAUACUGGGGAGAAAUUCUUUUCAUGCAAUGAAUGUGGGAAAGCUUUUAGCCAAAAGGGAAGCCUUAUUCCCCAUCAGAGGAUUCAUACUGGGGAGAAACCCUUUCAGUGUGAUGAAUGUGGGAAAGCUUUUAGUUGGAAGGGAAGUGUUAUUCUCCAUCAAAGGAUUCAUACUGGUGAGAAACCAUUUCAUUGUAAUGAAUGUGGGAAAGCUUUUAGCCGUAAGGGAAGUGUUAUUCUCCAUCAGAGGAUUCACACUGGGGAGAAGCCAUUUCAUUGUGAUGAAUGUGGGAAAGCUUUUAGCCAAAAGGGAAGCCUUAUUCUCCAUCAGAGGAUUCAUAGUGGAGAGAAACCCUUUCCAUGUAAUGAAUGUGGGAAAGCUUUCAGUACAAGGAAAAAAUAUAAUAGACACCAAAGAAUUCAUACUGGUGAGAAAAUGUUUUCAUGUAAUAAAUGUGAGGAAGCUUUCACUGAGCUGGGAAGCCUCAAUAGACAUCAAAGAAUUCAUACUGGAAAGAAAUCCUUUUCAUGCACUGAUUGUGGGAAAGCCUUUAUUUACAGGGCAAACUUCAUAGCACAUCAGAGAAGUCAUACUGAAGAGAAACCAUUUACAUGUAGUGAAUGUGGGAAAGCCUUCAUUUGGAGAGGACAAUUUAUUGCACAUCAGAGAAGUCAUAUUGUAGAAAAGCCCUUUGUAUGUAAUGAAUGUGGAAAAGCCUUCAGUUACAGGGCAAACUUUAUUGCCCAUCAGAUACUUCAUACUGGAGAAAAACGUUUUCCAUGUAAGAAAUGUGGGAAAGCCUUUAGCGUGAGAGAGAACCUUAUUGCACAUCAGAGAACUCACAUUGGAGAAAAACCCUUUACAUGUAAUGAAUGUGGGAAAGCCUUCAGUGUAAGGGGAUACUUUAUUGAACAUCAGAUGACUCAUACUGGAGAAAAACCCUUUCCUUGUAACGAAUGUGGGAAAGCUUUCAGUAAACGGGGAAACCUCAAAAGACAUCAAAGAGUUCAUACUGGAGAGAAACCCUUUUCAUGUAAUGAAUGUGGGAAAGCCUUUAGUCAAAAGGUCAAACUUAUGACCCAUCAGAGUAUUCACACUGGAGAGAAACCCUUUUCAUGUAAUGAAUGUGGGAAAGCAUUUAACAGGAAGGACUCUCUCAUCAGUCAUCAGAGAAUUCACUGGAGAGAAACCAUUUAAAUGUAAUGAAGGAAAGCAUUUAGGAAGAGGACAAAUCUUACCCAUCAGAAAACACAGUGGAUUAAUCCUUUGCUAAUAAUAAAUGUGGGAAAGUUUUCAGCAAGAUGGGAACAUUUAAUAUGCAUCAGAGAAUACAUACUGGAGGGAGACACUUUUCAUAUAAUUGUGGGAAAGCCUUCAAUUGGAGAGCAAUCCUUAUUUAUCAGAGGACUCAUACUGGAGAGAAACUUGUAUCAUGCAUGAAUGUGGGAAAAGUCUUCAACAGUUACAUUUUAAAACCAUCAGAGAAGAAUUUAUACUUUAGAAGGGACUUUUGUAGUAAAUCUAGGUACUGUUUCAGAUGUGAGGCAAGUCUUGGUACACAUAGAAAACUCAGACAGGAGAGAAAUCCUUUGAUUAUAAUGAAUGGAAAAGAGUUCAUCAAAACCUCAUGUUGGAGAGAAUGGGAUACAGUGAAUUAAUCAAACAUUAAGUUUACAUCAAUAUCAGACAAUGUGCUGAACACUGGGGAUUCAAAGGUAAAAGAGAAAUAGUCCUUUCCCAAAGAGUUUACGUUCUAACAAGGGAGACAAACUGUAGGUGUAUAUAGGUAGCAUCUGCUAAAUUAAUACAAGUUAGUUUAGGGAGGGUCCUCUUGACUGAGUGAUCCAAGAAUCCAUGUGUAAGAUUGUACUUGAGCUUAAGCUUGAAGGAAACAGGAAUUCUUAGGAUGGAGGGAAUGAAUUUCAUAUAUGGAGAAGAGGUAUCUUGAAGAAAUAGAAUAGCCCAAUGAGGCAGCAUUGCAGUGUUUGAGAAGGCAAGUGAUAUA